CAUUCAGUUUUCGGUUAGGCAAGGUCGUCUUUGAAGUCUGCAAAGUUAUCAGACGGGGCAACUGUGUCAAUAUUAGGUAAUUUACGAAUACCUAGGUAUUACCUACCUAAUAAUAAGGGCGCUCGGGAAUUGGGCCACGUUUUACCUACCUGCUUCGUACAUACAAUUUUUGUAUAUUUUAUUACCCGAAAAUUGGACCACAAAUGUAUAACGCAAACAUUUAAAUGUAUUCAAAUAUAUAUCUAAUAUAAAAUACAAUAUAAAAUUAGUCAAAUAAUUAUUAUUAUUUUUUUUAAAUUAUGUGAUACAGAUUGCUUUGCACAGUAUUCAAAAGUGUCGUCAACAUAAAUCAAUUAUAACCAACAUAAGAAAUUUAAAUUUUUAAUCGUGGAAAAAAUUAUUAUAUGGUUAAAAAUAGUUUAAAAUAAUGGUUUUCUUUUUGUCAAAUCUAAAAUGUAUUAAAAUAUAGUGGCCCAAUUACCGGAUUCGAUAAUACAAAUCGUUUAAAAUAGUGGCCUAAUCACCGGGUCUACCUGCAAUAAAUGUAAAAUUUUAGUGGUCCAAUCACCAUACACCUUCUUAAGAAAGGUUUACUGUUGCCCAAUUACCGGACGCCCAAUAAUAAUUAUCGAUCCAUUAAAUUGGAAGGUUAGGUUAGGUUUGGUUACGUAUUUCGUAAACUAUAACCAUUGAUUUAAGAAUAUACUAAAAUAUUCUAAAUAUAUUAAAUUAAUAUAUUCUAAAAUUAAUGCUAUUGACUACUAUUUUUCCUAAUUAAUUAAUUUUAGUGGUCUAAUGGGCUACACUAAGUUUUCGUUAAUUAGUAUAAUGAUGGAUUGAUAGUAGACUGUAGACUGUACACUUCACAUAAAAACUCGGGCCGUUGACAUCGUAUAAUCUAUCUGUUUCUUUAUUAUUAUCUUUUAUAUAUAUUAUUAAUAUUAGUUAAUUUUGUAUAGUUUUUAAUUAUUCAUAUGAAUACCACACGCCGACGUCGCUAAAGCGGAAAUGUUUUGAGUCGUUACGGAUACGUUAAUAGAUGAUGUUUUAAAGUUUGUAGAUGAAUCAUUAAUAGCUAAGAAUAAAUAAUUUAGGUUUAGGAGUGAACAAAAAGAAAUUAGGAAGAAGUGUACCAGGAGAAUCAGAAAACCUUCUACUGAAAUAGCUGUAGAGGAUCCAGAAGAGUACAGAAUGUGUAUAAGAAUGAAAUCAGAAAUAUUAAAAUAAACGCCAAAUGCAUAGAAUAACAAAAAGUAGGUAAAUACGAGGGCGACCGCAGGGGAAUAUCGGUGGGGGCUAUAUCCCCCGCUAUUUUAGUUAAUAUUAAAUAUUAAUAUUGUUUUAUUACUUGCAUAAUUAUGGCUUAAAUAUUUAAGCCAUAAUUGUAAGUUGUAAAAAAGUUUUAUACUUAGCCCCCAUUUUAUAUUUCUGCGGGCACCCUUGUACAGUUGUACGAGUAUGAUAGCACCAUAGAUAAUCUUAUAUAUUCUUAUAUAUAGGUAUUUAGAAGUCGCUAAAAAAUUGUAAUAUUAAUUUAAGGGAUCGUGACAGUAUAAACGUUGAGAAACACUGUUCUACGCUAUCCCAUAAUAAGUUUACCUUUACACAAUAAAAAUAGUAGAGUAUGAGUAGGAUACACUGCACUAUACUAUACUGAAUACUACUCUUUAGUACUUUACUCUGAGUGUUUACAUUCGUCUAGUAACAGUAAAGUGCUACUUUACCAAAUACUUGUCAAAUGUAAACGCGUGCCGAGUGAUUUACAGAGCUUCCAGCCCGAUAUUGUCGGUGAGAUUUACUAGAGUAGUAGCCAGUAGGUACCUGACUGCAGUGACGUAACCAGGAAUUUUAGUUGUGAUGCUAUGAUGACAGUGUAUCACGUUUCCAUUCAGUACGCGCAUCUCUUCGGCACUCGGGUUAUGCGCGGUCGUAUUCUCCACUAUAAUAUAUUAUCGACAGUGCGAAUGUUACCCCAAUAAGAAAUGGAGAAUACUGAAUAAUCAGGUAAAAUGAAAAAAUAUAUUUUGUAUUUCUCAAAUAUAGGUAUUGUACACACCCAUCUAUAAUGCCGCGUUUUAAAUGUGGCUGUGAAAAAUGAAUGCGAGCACUAUGAAGCCGCGAUAACAACUAUUAUUGGGUUUCUAAUAUUAUCAUAAAAUAUCUAAUUGGUUUUUUUUUAAAAGAUUGGGGAGUAGGUAACUCCUUGUCUCUCCCUGGUAAUAUCGUAACUACGACACUGCUAUGUAGUACGGACUACUGUCCAUACUAUUUUUAACGCGUUUCGAACAUUCCGGGGUUUUUUUUUUUAUUAAGGUAACUGAUGUUUACGCAGGUUCUGGUGCAAAACGCAAAACCGCUUAUUAACCAUAGAACUUGUACCAUAGAUGUCAGUAUAGGUAAGGUCAGUAAGGUCUAUGUCAUCAACUGCAAAAUUUCAGCGAUAUUCCAGUAACGACGGGUGUCGUGUCCACAGAUAUUAUGUAUAUUACGGUAACACCAUAAAAUCGACCGCGCGUUGUAUCCUUAGAUAAUAAAGAUAUGAGCAGCAUAGACAUAUAAAUAUUUAUAUGUCUAUGAUGGGCAGGCUAUCCAUAACUAAUCAGCGUUUCAAGAGUACAAUACAUACAAAACAUACAGUUUUAUAAAGAGAGGCGUCUUAACUAUAUAGUGAUGAAUGAUAACCAUGGACGUAAAUACUAAAAAGGGGAGGAGCUUAAGGGGGUUUAGCCCUCCCUGAGCCAUCCUAAGCCCUUCUCAAGAUAUUUUAACGCAUAGGUAAUCUUUAAUGAUAAUAUAUGAUUUGAUUGAUGAUGAUUUAAUGGCAUGAGUUAUAAAUAUAAUAAUAGUAAUAAUACAUAGGUAGGUAAACAUUCAUUGAAUGUUCGUUUUAACGUUCCGAUUAGCGAUGUGCAGAACUGCGGAACCGACUAGUUUUGAUUUUGAUUGUCAAUCGAUAGUUUAAAAAACCAACGGAGAGAUUUAUCGAUUGAAUUGAUAUUUGUAUUAAUUACCUAUAGGGGUAGCCUAUCGAUUUCUUUAUUAUCUAUGGUUUUCACCUGAACGAGAGAAAAGGUCACGAUACAGGUAUAUUUUUCAGACCGUUUUCGGUCUGUCGUUUGAACGACUAAUAAACAUGAUUAUAAAUAAUUAUAUACCUGUAUAUCUAUGGAUACAGAUAAAGAAUAUUAUUGUUACUUUGUGUGGAACUUACGUUGGUAAAAAUGAAUAGGUAUACUAAAAAGUACCCGUGUAUUAUUACUGAAAAACACGUAAUUUAUUAUAAUAAUAUAUAUAUAGAGGUAACCGUGACGGUCUGUGAUUACAGUUCGCGUGCCACUAUUAAUAUACACGCAGCUGCACUACUCAUAUCGUUUUAAAUUUACGUUUACCGCCAGCGAUAGUAUAUUUUUAUUUCCUCACCUUCCCCUAUUUUUCGAUUAAAACAUUGCGAAGAAAAUGAAAAAAAUUUUUUUAUAUAUAUCAUUAUGUAACGCAUAAACAGUUAUAAUAAUUAUUAUUAUAAUAUUAUAUUAUAUAGCCAUGUAUAGGUUAAUUAAUUAAUUGUCUAUUAAUUUGUACUGGGAAAAUAAAAAAAAAUAAUUAAAUGUGAUGGAAAAUAAUAGGUAGAAACGGAAAAUAAGGAAUGUAAGUGAGUAAUAAUUUCAGUUAUUAUUUUAGGUAGAAAAUAAAAUUAUUAUUAUUUUAUAAUACAAAAUAUUACGUAGAUAUAACAUUAUAUAGAAUACAAUAGGCCCCACUAGGCAAGCUAGCAAAUUAGUUUAAAUAAGUCUCGUAAUUCUGUUAUAACGGUUAACCAAGAUAUAGGUAUUUUCUCAAUAAAAAAAAAAAAAACCAAGUCAAGUAUUUUCCCGGUUUUUCUGACGUAGCUGCACGUAGGUAUGAUUUAGUUAUACUUAUGCUAGGAAAAAUUACUUGUACUAGGGGCAACUACAUUAAACAUUUCGAACAACUAUUAUCACUGUGAAAUAUAGUGUGUAUUAUAAUUUCCCAAAAUGCGCCGAAAUUGAGAACGCUUUCCUAUACAUCAUAUCAGUGGCGUGCUCAGCUUUUUUCUAUGGGAGGGAGGUGAACUGUAUUUUGUUUUGUUGAUAGUCAUAUAUACACAUUUACCAAAUGUAUACUUAUUGAUAUUUUAGGAGUAAGGAGUUAGGUACAAAUUACAAUGUUAAUAUACCUACAUAUAUAUUAUAUACAAACCUAUAUUUUAGAUUCUGAGUGGAGCGAAUAUGGAGCUUAUGGUUUUACAAAUAUGUUAAUUUUUUUUUUAUUUUUAUGUUUUUCUGUGGACGAAUUUACUACCAGAGGUCUUGCUCCGAUUUUUAAGUGUCACACAUUUUCUGAAAGGGAAUCGAUGUAUGAAGAUUCUUUAAAAAUGUUAUUUUUUGAUUUUUCCAAGAGUUCUCCCAGCAAAUGUUAAAAACUAGGAAAAAACAUGGUAAAACCAAGAAAAUCGGUACAUUAAACAAAUAUAAUUAAAGAUAUAUAAUUAAAAUAUAUAAUGCAUAUUUAAUUAUUUUACAAUAAUAUGACAUAUAUGUUGUUGACAAAGCAUCACUAUCAAUUGAACUCCGCUCAGAAUCGUUUUUUCGUUAGGAAUGGUUUAUCAUUGCUUACAGAUACACAUUAAAUUAGGUACCUAUAACAGUGGCUGCAUCCGACUCCAUUAUCCUAGAAAAGCUUUUUUUAUACUAAUAUUUUAAACCUCUUUUUUCAUUUUUUUUGUUUAAAGGUAACUUAAAUGUUGGCAAUGGUAUUCAUACAUUUUUAAGUGCCCAAAUAGUAAAAAACAAAAGUUAUGUGCGCUAGGUAGUAAGAACUGAUUUUUUUUAUCUGAAAUAAAGUCUAAACUUCUUUACUUACAGUAAAUUUAUCAGCAUCUGAUAAUCAAUAGUUUACAAAUAAGCUUAUAUCGUUUACAUGCAUACUUUCAGUCUUAAAAAUAUGAAAUUAUUUAAGAUAUUUAACCAAUUAGGCAUGUGUAUUAAUAUAAAAGUUUUAUUAUAGCAUAGCUAAAAACUAAAAUUAUCAAGGAACUUCAAACAAAUGCGUAAAAAAAAAGUUUAUGGGGGGAUAUGACACCUUCAUCCACUUUUCUGUUUACGCAACUGAAUAUAUAAUACGAUUGAUACGAAUGUUGAAAUUUUGGUUUUGAUCCAAUAUGACAUAUUUUAUACAUAUGUAUUAAAAUAAAUUGAUCAAAUGUAUGGAAUUUAUUUGUGGAAACUGAAAUAUUAUAUAAUUACUUCAAAAUAGAUUUAUCUUUGGUCCCAGCGAAAAAGUGUUUAAGUCAAUGUUUUACAUUUGUGUUAUAUAAUUUUGGAUACAUCUGAAAUGAUUCUUAUAUUUAAAAAUCGACAUCCAAAUUGGUUCGGGUUGUUACGAAGUAUACAUAAUAUAAUUGGUUCCCAGAUUAUUUUAAAAGUAAUUUCAAUUUUCUUUUACAUUUUAUAUAGACUUAAAACUUUUUUGUUUCAAUGAUUGUGUUUUAAUGUUUCAAUGACAAAAUGGUAAUAUUUUAGUACUUUACAUUAAUAGGUGUUUCUGAUAUUUCCAAAUAUUGAUUUUUACUAAAUUUGAUCGUUCGAAAAAAGCGAAACGUAACGUUAUAUUAUUCAGUAUAUAAUGAAAUUUAUCUAAUAAUAUUAAAUGAUAUUAUGAUUUAAUGACAAUAAAUAAAAAGAUGACGAGUUCUUUGAUUAAAUAUUAGACAAUUAUAUUCAAGAAGGCGGUACAUUUCCGUUAGAAAUGGUUCAUUUUUAUUACUUUUAAAAUAGGAACCUAUUUUAGAAAUCAAUACGGAUAGAUAGACUUACUCUUCGUAACGACCUGUGAAUCACUUAGGGUACACCUACAAUUUUGUUCAACGCAAUUUUAUUCCUUUUAUUUUUUAGUCUUAAAUGCAAAAAAUAAUGUAUGUAUUGCGAGUGUGUAUUGUAUUAUUGCAUGUAGACGUGCAUGUAUGUGUUUCUUACAGUUUGGCAUGUAUGUUUUUUUUUAUUUAAAAUUCUGAAUAUCCAACGCAUUUCUCUUUGCACUCUUCUACAGUUCUACAUUGUUGACCGGCUAUUUUAUUACCUACUAAAGUUUGGAAUACCGAAUACCUACAAUAUGUAAAUUAAGUGUAUGUAUUUAAUGUGCGUUAUUCAAAUUUGUUUACGUUUCUAAUCACUUUGAAGAUAAUAUCCAUCCCACAUUCCUGCAACAUCGUAUAAUACAAUAACAGGUUCUCAUCGCGUUGACCGUUCAUGUUUUUAAUCUUUUUUUCACUCCACACGAGUUUUUUCCGUAUAUGAUCUUGGAAGUAUUUCAUAGUACCUACUAUAGAUUAUAGAUACCUAUAUUUCAAAAUGUAUCGAAAUUGUAUUAUACUUACACUCGUAUUCACCUACUACGAAUAUUACACAUUAAUACAGAAAUUCAUUUCAGAUAAUUAUUAAGUAUUAUUACCUAUUGUAUGGUAAUAAAAAGCGUAAAUUUAAAACCUAUAAGUUUAAUAGGAAUCUAACAAGUGUACACUGUAUUCAAUAUUUAUUAAUAGUUUAUCAUUUGUGUUUGCAGUUGAGCACACAAUAUCUCGUAAACAAUAUAUAUACUUAUAGUUAAAUAUUUUGUUUGAAUUUUCUAUUAAAAAUUUAGAGGUAUGCUAAAAAUAUAGGUACUUAUACCUUCUAAAUUGUAUUCAUUUAGAUUUUUUUCGAAUGUGAAAAUUUAUUUUGUCAAUCAAAAUUGUGUUUUCACUAGUUUUUCGUUUGUGACUAUUUAGGAACUUUUUCGGUAUUUAGGUAUAAAAUCAUCCAAAACUUUCUAUUACACUGUAUAAUAUGAUCUAAAUGUUUAUACUCGGUUUUAUCCUUUUAUUAAAUGAUUAUCUUCCACAGACUCACAAACUUCACGCUGUAGAUAAAUUAAUUACAUUUAGAUACAGUUAUCUCGGAUAUACAAGUACUCGGAUAUACCUACAUACCUUAAAAGACACAGAAUUUUUGACAAGUAGUACUAACUUUAUUUGAAACGAUUUUCAUUCUAGAUUUCCAUCAAUUUUAUACUAAAUAAUUUGAAAUGUUGAACAUAGAUGGAAAAUAAAUAGACAGAUGGGACGUUAUAGCAUCUUGAAGUCGAUUUUUUUAUUUUAAUAUCUAUAGAUCUUAUACUCUAACUUUGGAUUUUUUCGUUACGCAAGAAAAACCUCAUUUAAUCAGUUUUCGAAAUGGAAAAUCUUACGAACCGAAACGUUUAAAAAACUAAUAUGCCAUAUGAUGGCUAUAUUAAUAUAGAGAACACCUUUUUUAUUUUCUAUUUAUAAUCUAAUUUUAGUGACACAAAGAAGGUAGGUAUCUAUUUUUCAAUAAACUGAAUAUAAGAUUUUCAAGCUUUUCCAAACAAAAUUAUCAGAUACCGAGGGUCGAUGGUUGUAUAGAUUUAAUAAAAUUACGACUAAAUUUUCGAGAUAACGUUUAAAAAUAAAACAGAUGAAACAAAAUAAAACGGUCGUUUUUGGAGAAUACAAUAAUUGCAAGUACUGCCGAUAUUGCUUUAUUUUUAUAGAUUCGUCAAAUGAAAAUUUGAUUUUUUAUACAAAUUAUUUCCAAUCAUUUUAAUCCUUUUGAUUGUAUAAAUCUGCAUUUAAUUAUAUAAACUAAGAGUAGAAAUAUAACCUACAGUUCAAUAAGUUCUACUCAGAAUUGUUUUUUGUUCUCACUGGGGCAUCCUUCUUCAAUUUUUUUUUCAAUGAUAUUGACCAUUUUGUCAAACUGUCGAUAUGUCAUACGUAUAAUGACGCCAGCCGCCAUGUGCGUGGUGGUCAAUAUUUACAUUUUUCAAUCGCGGUGUUACUAUUCAUUAUCAUUUCAUCACACAUAUUUUUUCUUUGUAGAACAUAUAUUACAUUGUAUAAUAUGAUCUAAAUGUUUAUACUCGGUUUUAUCCUUUUAUUAAAUGAUUAUGUUCUAAGAUAGUGUUGUGGUGUAUUUUAAUUAUUAUCAUUUUAUACGUUUAUUACAUAAAACAAUACUUAUAAUGUCUUCCAGUUCGUUUUUCUUCCACAGACUCACAAACUUCACGCUGUAGAUAAAUUAAUUACAUUUAGAUACAGUUAAUUAAAUCGAUCAGGAAACUAUAAAUAAGUAUUCUACUUAACUGUAGGUACUAAUCAUCAAUGAGUGAGGCCAAAUAAACAUCAAACACAACAACUACAGUAUAACAUCAAAAUAUUAUCAAGCUGUAUUGACAAACAAAUUAUGUAAACAUUCACCGGCCACCACACAAAUUAUGAUGACUGGUAUCAAAUGAAAACAGCAGUUAUAGCUGUAGUUAUUCUACAUCUAUGGAUUAAAUUUAAAAUACUAUCCCAUAUAAUUUUUUACCAUAAAAUGCAGGGCUUAGUGCAGGGGUGUCUAACCUUUUGUGAAGACUGGGCUACAUCAUGUAAGUAAAAGUUGUUGUGGGCCACAUACAUUUUAUUUAUAAUUUUUAUCAUAGUGAAAAAUUAGUAGAAAUAUUUUGAGGAGCUAUUAAAUUUUAUUUAUAAUUACAAGAAAAAAUACAUUUAUUUAUGAUUAAAAGGAAAAAAUUUUAAAAUAAUUGUAUUGUUAUUUUAGUUACAUUAGUUUCUUUAUCACUAUCGAAUCCCAAUAAAGUUAAAACUUUCAUAUAAUAGUAUACGGGUAUACUAUUAAGUAACAUUUAACAUUUUUUAAAAUAUUUUUUAGUUUUAUAUUCUUAAAAUAAAUUUAUUCUCAUAAUAUUGUAUAUAUUUAGUAGAUGAUUCAAAAUUGAAGCGAGGGCCAUAUUAAAACCUAUCGUUGGCCAUAAACGGCCCGCGGUUGGGCACCCCUGGCAUAAUAGCUGUGUGAUAUACGAAUACAUAUGAUGCGAAAUAUAUGUCCCUUACAGAUUUUAUUACAUUAACUUGUUAAAUUUUGAUAGAAUAUUUUUAGUUUUGAAAAAUAUUCGGGCACCCCUGGACAUCCCAGUUAGGGGCUUAGAGCUUGACGACUAAGUAUUAUUACUUACGAGUACCUAUAUAUUAUUAUUAAGUAGGUACCGUGAUCUAUACCAACAUGUAUGUGCAAUAUAUUCGAAUAGAAAAUAAUAUAUUAAUUGAAAUUAAAUUAAUUUCUCUUUUAGCAGUUGUGUAGGCAUUUAUUAUUUUAUUAUAUUAUGUUUAAUUGUUUAAUAUAUAUUAUUAUAUUAAACAAUAAAACAUAAUAUAAUAUAUUAAUAUAAUUUGGUGAACCAUACACUUGUGUGAUGUGCGUACGCGAGACUGCUGUUCUCAGAAUAUCGACAUUAUAAUUUUAAUUGAGAAUAAUAUAUUAUAUAAAUCGCUAAUGUGAGCUCUGCUCAGAAAUUUUUUCCGAAUGUAAAUGUUUUUUUUAUAUUUUUUUUUUUUUUUAUACAUAUAUAAAUAUAUUAGUAUAAUACAAUGUAAAUACAACAGGAAACCUCUUUUGCUAUUAGGUGUUAGACCUUCUAGCUACGACUUGUAUUUUUGUAUAAACAUAUCGAUAGAAUUAACAUUAUAAAUAUUAUAAUACAGAUCUUUAACUUUGAUGCUUGUGCAAAGAUUUAUUGCCUUAUGAUAUUUCUUAUGUAAUUGAAACAUUUUUUUCAACAUAAAUUUUGUUUUAGGUUUAUUUUCUUGAAAAAACACUAUUUAGAUUAGUAAAAUAGGUAUCGAUGGUUCUCCAAAUUGUUCAUGUGGUAACUUGGUAGAUGCAGAUUUUUCUGAGUUUAUCGCUCAGUGGAACUUAAUUUGAUAAAAAAGAUCUGACGACUGAUACUACCGACAAGUAUGCCAUUGUUAUAAGUGAGUAGGUGGGAAGGUAAGAUAUAUAGGUAUUUAAUUUUUAUCUGUACGUGACGAUUAAUCAUUAGGUACCGAUGAAACACGAUUCUGAGUGAUUUUGGUUAAACAUGUUUUGAAAUGUGCCUUGGUUUUAAAAUAAGCACAGUGAAAAUGUGUUUUAUCGGGAAUGUGGAAUGUCAUCGUAAAAAAGAAAACAAUGAUUCUGACAUCGUAUAAUGCACGAAUGGUUACAAUAUUUUAUAAACAAGAAAAACGUGAUUGUGGUAACAUCAAGCUAUUGUACAUAUAAAUGAUAAAGCUAGAUCAACUUGGGAAAAACCGUUUUAAACUAUUGAUGACAUAAAGGGGAGGAGUGACUCGGAAAUUUUUUUCCGGCAAAUAUACAUGUCCAAGUCACUUCAAUUUUUACCAUUUCGUGAUUGAUAGUUGUAUAUCUAAUUACAAUUUUAUUUAGAGAAUUAUAAACACAUUUUCGGACCACACAUUUGUAAAAACUUUUAUCACUGAAUUAACAUCAUUAAUAUCCUUUCCAUAGUAUCUACUAUACAGAUUUUUAUCAAGGAAAAAUAUUUCAGCCAAACACUAUAAUAUUAUAUUGCUGUACAAUGUCAAUGGUCAGUGGCGUAUCCAUAUUUUUUCAAUGAAGGGGGACCUGGCUAAAAUAAAAAAUGUUUUGCAAAUUAUCUUAUUUGUAUUUUUAUUAUAAUGGAUUGAAUAAGUAGGACAAAUGUUUAAUCAUUUAUUAUUUGAUUAGUAACUAUAAAGUGGAAUAAUUCAGUAUUUUCAGCGUUCAUCUUUAUUCUUAUCAUAGAAAAUAUUAAAUGCCCGGUAAUUUAUCUUUUAAAAAGGGUUCUUGUUUUAUUUAUACAUUUAAUUGUUUAGGUAGGUAUUAUACCCUUAUUAAGUUUUUGACUGAAUGAAUUAGCACUAUAAUAUUGAAAAUGUAAAACUUGCAUUUUUUUUUUGAGUUACGAAUGACCAUAAUAAAUUCUGAAAAUCAAAUAAUGACUUUUCGAAGUCGUAAUGUAAUAUUUCUAAUCGUUCUGUACUUUUGUUUGGGACUCUAGAAAAAGACUGGGAGGGGAUAAAAACAGCGCGUAUAUCGUUGUCGUAAAACCAAUAAAACAGUAUAGCUUCGCUUAAAAUUUAGGACUAAUGAUGGGUCUUUAAGACGCAUUAUACCUGUAUAAUCCAUUUCAAAAUUGUCAAACUGGGACGUUUAGUUUUACUAUGAUAUAUUAUAUAUAUAUGGAACGCGAUCAAAAGGUCCCUGUGUCAUAAUAAUAAUAUAAUAUUUUGUACUAAUAUACUUCGUCGUAUAACUAUGGGAAUGACGCACGUAUGGUAUGUCGUCACUUGUCGAUAAUCGACUCGAUUCUGUUAAGAUCGUAUUCAUAUUACGACGUCAUUAUGGCAUUCGUAGAAUUCGUGUUUGGCGCCAUUAUAUUAUAUACAUAGGUAAUGGACGCGAACAACUUUUACGUUCUCGCACGGUCGCAUUAUUAUAUUAUUAUUUAUUCGAAUAGUUUUUCACUUUGUUUCCCGAAGAUGCAGUCGCAUAUAAGUCCGAAACACGUCGUAAUAAUAUAUAGUGUGGUUAUAUAGAGGUUUUGAUAAAAUAUUAAGGAGGAAGAGGGUGGCGAUUUUAAAUUUUUUGGGUCCCAUACCAUAACGACAUAUAUCAAAUAAAGGAUAUAAUGUGUUUAUAGUCCUAUCAAAAAUUAUACAUAACAUUCAUUUUAGAUUCUGAGUGGAGCGAAGAAGCUUAUGGUUUUACAACUGUUUUAUCUGUGAACAACUUUUCUACCAAAGAUCUUGCUCCGGUGUAUACGAUGUAGUAACUUUUCUGAAAGGAAAUUUUUUUGGGGAGGUACUUUGAUGAUGUCAUCUUUCGAUUUUCUCCCGAGUUUUCUCAAAAAGUAUAAAAAACGGGAAAAUGUACGAAAUAUAUUAGAAAAAUAUUAAGAUUUUUUUUUCUGUGAACAACUUUUCUACCAGCAAUUUUGCUUCGAUUUACAAUUUUAAUACUUUUUCUGAAAAGAAAUCUGACUGGGCAGGUACUUUAGGGUCAUUUUUCGAUUUUCCUAAGAGUUUUCUCAGAAAAUGUGAAAAACCGGAAAAAAAGGUACAAUAUUAAACAAAUAUUGUUAAAGAAAAUAUUUAAUGCUUAUUUAAUUAUUUUACCAUAAUAUGACAUAAUAUAUAUUUUUGACAAAGCAUCACUGUCAACUUAAAUCCUCUCAGAAUCGUUUUUUUGUUAGCAAUGGUUUAUCGUUGCUUACGUAUUCAGAACAUACAAAAAAAGGUAUAGGGGGGGAAGGCGAUGGGGGCAAUCGCCCCUCCUGAAAAUCGUCACUGCCUAUUAGUAUAGGAAUACAAACCUGGCACCUUCCUGCGGUUUAUAUUUUACUAACUAUCUAUAAUUAUUUUAGGUUAUUAUUUAAUCUAAAUUUCGAGAAAAAAGAAAAUUGGUAUCCAAUAAAUAUUUGAUGUCUUAAACUAAUAUUUGAUGAGGAGUCAGAAUAGUCGGAAUCGUCGUAGAUUUUAUAGAAAUACACGCCUCACAUAAAAUAGUUAAAAUUUAAUGUUUUUUUUUUUAUUAUUAUUAUUUGAAAGUGUUUUUGUAGGUCGCAUAACUCCAAUUUUCAAAAUUCAGAUUUCUAGACACUGUAUUAAUAGCAUCUAAAAAAUUACUAUUUUUGAUAUGUUUUGACAUUUUUCAUACACUAUAAUAAAAAAUCAGAUUUUAAUAUAGUUAGCCUAAAAAAAGUGUUGCUUUUUUUAAAUCAAAACAAAAAUUAUUGAAAUUUAGGAGCGUUUUAAGAGGUGUGACAGUUUUCCCGCGAAAUAAUUUUCAUUAGUAACAACGACUGUAUGCCUUUCUUCUGGGUAGUAGAUAGUGAAAGUUUUAUCUUUAAGGUGACCGUUUAAAAUAUGUUAAAACUAAUUUUCAAAUUUUAAAAAACUAGAGAAAAUUCGGAAAUGCCUCUAUUGCACUUUUACAAAAUUUGUUUAUAUCGCCUUUCCCCACGGAGAACUAGCGUUUGAUACUAACUACUGUAUACAGAUAUUAUACCUAGAGAUGGUCAUUUUCACUACGUAUACCUAUCUUUAUUUAAACCGAAUUUCUUUGCUCCAAUGUGCACUACAGAUCCACACACGUUAAACAUAAGUAAGUAUAUAUUAUAUUGAACGCAGAAAUCAUAAUAGUACCUAACUGCAGAAUAUAUUUUAAACUAUACGACGCCGUACAGAGACUAUAAUUAUAAUAUCAUAUUGUGCACACACACACACACACAGUAGUUGUACUAUAAUAUUAGGCGAGUAAUUAAAACUCAAUCGCAUUCGAUAAUAUUACGACCGAACGUUGACCACUGUCGUUGUCGUCAUAAAACGCAACACGAAACGCAAUGACUAUAUUUUAACGGCGAUGUCAUUACAACCUUAACCUUAGGGUCUCAAACAGGUACCUAUAUAGUAUUAUAAUAUUAUGUGUUAUGCGUUAUGUGUGUUCGUGACGUUUGUGUGUAUGUAUUUUGGGCGUGCGUUUAUAACUGCAGUAGCUGACAUGAUAGACUGUGUUCGAUGAUGGCGUAUGUGAAUAUUAUCUCGGAAGGAAUACGGCAUACACCGUAAAAGUAAGAAAAAAAACAUCACCGGAGCGCGCGCGCAUUUAGAUUUGAUGAUUUAUCGUUUCCUCCAUGGUUUAUUUAAUCGUUUCUUUGCCCGUCCCGUCUACCACUGACGACGUCGUAUGUUUAUUAUCUCUCGAGCAUAUUGACUCUCGUUAUUAUUCAGCCGUGGAACCGAGCUGAAAUGUCGUUAUCUAUUUUCCGAGUAGUGAACUUUUCAGUUUCACCCUCGUCGUUCGAACGUUAGUUGAUGUUAAUAUUCCGAUUUUGCCCGUUUGCGGACGAUUCCGCACUCGCGUGCCAUUGUUCGUUACGUAUUACCCAUCACGAUAAUCAUAAUAAAUAAUAAUAACAAUAUAGGUACCUACUACACAAUAACAAUAACAACGAGAAUAUCUUUGCUCCGUAGUUCAAAACGACGACGUUUGUAGUGUUGUUUGUCUCGAACACGACCAUGUAAUUAGGUACGCGAUUUUCUACGUCAUAUGUUUGCAUUUGUAAAUAGCUAUGUUCAAAAUAAUUAUGCAUAAAAUUAGUUGGUUAAAUUAUAAAAAAAGGAACAUGGUGAUAAUAAUAAUUAAGUUUUAACUCGUUCGUUUUUAUCACCUUUAGCAAUGGCGUUUUGAUUUUUGUUAUCAGUUUUGUUCAUUGCAAAAUUGAAAAUUGUAUUUCCAAACGACGUGGUGAAUUGCUGUUUUGCACAAUAUGUUCCACUCGGUAUGCACGAACCAGAAAGUCGGUUGACGUACAUCUAGCCUGUAAGUCAUUUUGACAAUAUGGGAGCUAAAGAUUCAAAACCGAGCUGUAUAACUUACGAGGAUGCAGUAAAAAGAAGUAUGAUGUUUUAAUGCACUAUAGUAUUUACACUGCUAAACGAUUUGUUCACUAAGUGGAUACUGAUUGUUAUAACUUUUUUAACAAUAUUUGUGUAUUUUAGUCAGUGAUUCGGAACUUAAAAGAUUGAGAGAAGCCUUUAAAAGAUUGUCUCCUAUAAAUGGAGCAAUUUCCAAGUAUUCAUUUAUUAAAGAAGUUCUCGGUGAUGGGGUCCCUUCAUCAAUAGCUGAUGUUCGUUUUUAAAUAUUUUAACUAUUGAUAUUUUUCCUAAGAUAUAACUAUCAAUAUUUUUUAGUAUAUAUAUUCAGCUUGCGGUGGUACAUUUAAAGGAAUUACUUUCAAAGAUCUAGUUUGUGGAUUAGUACUCUUGACUCUUGGUAAAAAUGAAGAAAAAUACAAGUGUAAGUACUUAAUUAAUAAAUUGAAAUAUUUCUAUUUGAUAGUUUAAACAUUGAGCAUGGUUUUUUUUUCAGUUUUAUUUAAUUUAUAUGCCAAUGAAAGUGAAAACGUUAUCUUACGAGAAGAAUUUCAAAGACUUAUACAGGUGUCUGAAUGUAUUUUUGUACCAGAACAUGUUCAAUUUUUAUUUUCUGAAGUAAGUUUUAUUUUUUCUCAAUUAUUGAAGUAUAAUUCUACUUUAUUAAGAAUGUUAUAUAUUUUUAGCAAGACCGUGUCAAUUAUGAUGAAUUUAGAUCCUGGUUAACCCUACAUCCAGAUGCUACAUCCCUAAGUCGAUGGUUACUAUCUAAUCCAUGUUCAGUUUCUUUGAGUAAUGAACUAGAAAUGCCCACUUUUUAUCAAACCCUUGCUGGAGUAACUCACUGUAAGUAAAUACUUAGCUAAACAGUAAAUACUAACGUUAGUUGUUUAACUCAUUACAUAGGUACAUUUUUAUUCAUAUAUAUUUCUAAUUUAUAUAAAUAUUUGAUGUUAAAUUUGCUUACCAAACAAAAUUCAAUUAGGUCUUAAGAAUAAAAUUCGUUAAAAUAAUAUUUAUUAUCAUUAAAAUUAAAAGUUCCUAUUGUCAUAUAUGCGGUAUUCCAUAAAAACCACUAAUCCAAAAUUUAAUAUUUAUAAGUUUAAUUCUAUACAAAUUUUAAUAUUCUAGAGUAUAUCAGAUUCAAGUUCUCUGGUAAGUUUUAAAGUAAUCAUAAAUAAUUUGUUUUAAAUUACAUGAUUUUGAGACUUGCAUAAUUCCAAUUUGUAAUAUAAACUUAAUUGUUCAAAAACAGUUGUUCUUCAGUAGCACAUAUUAUUAUACUAAUGUACACAAUACACUUAUCUUAAAAAAAUAUAUGAGAGAAGGUAAAUACAAGAAACUAAUCUAUUCAUUUUUAAUCCUUAUAUUACUCUUAUUUCAACAAGCCAUUUUUAUACAGAGUGUACAAUAAAUAAUUAGGCACUAUUUUAAAAUAGUGAAAAGAACCAAUAUAUUAAAAUUACUAUACUUAAUACAUUACAGACACUUUGUAUACAUAAUUUACAUAAUUUUUUUAUGAAAUACAAAUAUAUUUGAAUUGUAUUAGGAAAUAAAUAUAUUUUCCUAAUUUAGCUAUUUGCCAUUCUGAAAUGUUUUUAUCUAGUAAAAUUUUUUUUUUUACAAAGAUAUUAGUUAGUAUUUAUUUUUAAACAUUAAAUCUGUUGAAUUUUUCUAAUAUCUUUAUGGUUGUAUAGUUUAAUAGUGCUUACUUAAAGACUCAUUUUUAAUAUCACAUAUGUAGACUAUUUUUUAAAAACAAUAAAAUUGUUCAGUUGUUGACUGUUAAUUAUGAUAGUUAUGUUAAUCUAAAAUAGCUGAUGUGAUUUACUAAUUUCAAAAAAAAAUAACAGUUAUCAAUAUUAAUAAAUAUUAUUGUGAUAGAUGCUUAAGAUCCUCAUAUUCUAUGGAACACAAAAAUUACUAAAUUUAAAUUGCAUAAUUCUUGAUGAAACUUGAUGUUAACACACUUCUAAGUACUUUUGCUGAUGACAUGGCUAUUCUUACCAUAGAGACUGAUCCUAUUCAAGCAUUUCUGAAAAUGUGAUUUAUAUGAAUAUAAUGGUUCCUCAAAUUUUAUACAUCAAAUUGACUAUCUUCAUCUAUUACAUCCCAAUUCCAACCUCUUCUCAAACAAAAUACCAUGGCUUAAUAUUUAACAAAUAUCUUACCCAAGCGCAAAGCUUCCAGCCAUCAUCUUUGCUUACUCAGACCUUAACAUUGUUUCAAAUUCUCACUGAAAUUCAAAAUAUAUUUUCUUAAUCACACUUCAUGAUCCAUGUGACACUACAGUAUCCAACUAUUAGGCAAAGUGUACUUUUCCUGGGCAUCAUAAACAGCACAAUUUAAUUAUACAUUUCUUAUUUUAUGUGAAUUAUUAUAUUAUUUAAUAAGAAAACAUAUUAAAAUUAUUAAGUACAUUAAUAACUUACUAAGAAAAAUGUUCGAUAGAUAUUGCACAUGCAAGGUGCAGAAUAUAAUGAUUUAUAAAUGAUAAUUGUGUCAUUAAAAACUCGUAAAAUUAACUGGAAAAUUCACAAUCAAUCUAAUAGAUGGUUUUAUCAACAACUUUAUCAAUUAAAUAUGAAAAAAUAUUAAUAUAACAAUACAAAAGUGAAUAAUAAAUAAUACAAACAAAUUUAAAUUAAAUUUAUUUUUCCAUUUAAAUAAUAUAAUAAUUCAUACUGUAAUAAAAAAAAUCUAUUACUAACUAUUAAACAUAUUAUACAUUUAAACAUUUCAUGUUAAAAUUAAUUUUAAAUUCUGAGUGAAAUGAAGAAUGUAUUAGUUUUACAAUAUUUUUUUUUUUUACUGUACACAAAUUCUAUCAGAAAUCUUGCUCCGAUUUUAUAAGUGCAACAUUUUUUCUGAAAUUUUUUUCGGGAUGGUAUAAAGGUCAUUUUUUAAUUUUCCCAACAGCUUUCAUAAUAAUUUUAAGAAAACUGAAAAUAUACGAAAAUAAUGCUUUUAUUAUUUUCAAUUUUGUGUUUUUGUUUUUUGUUGAAAUUCAGUUAAAAAUAUUAGUAGAGACAUGACAUUUUGAUUAUGAAACUUAGGUUUGCUUUUUCUAGACUUGGUCAAAUUUUCAAAACAUUUGAGCUAUUUAUAGAUAUUUUAAUUUUGCGAGUUAUUAACAAUUCAUCAUUAUUACUAACACCAAAAUUUUGUUUCAAAAUAUUUUUUAUAAAAUGGAUAUCCUUGAAUUUUGUAAAAAAUAAUGUUUUUAAAAAAUUCUAAUUUUUAUUAUUAGUUUUUCAAAAAUAUAAAUAGAGGGAUCAUAGUGUAAGGCUUUAGUAUUUACAAGAAAAAUAAAGCUUGCAAAUAUUAAACAAAACAAAAGUUAUUUCAGGUGUUAGAUGUUCUAGUUUCGGCCUGAGUUUUUAUAUAAUCAUACCAAUACCAAUAGAAUUAGUAUUAUAAAUACUAAUGUACUCUUGUGCAAUGAUUUAAAAUUUUGUUUUACUAAAGUACAACUUUUUUUUUAGCAAAUUAAUAUUACUAUUUUAUCUCAAGCAGUUGGUGAAAUUGUUUAAAAAUAAAAAUCUUUGUAAAACGAAUAUAUUAUUCCUCUUUUUGAAAUUUAAAAUAGUUAAUUGCAUAACCGAUGAAAAAUUGUAUUAUAAUAAUAAUUGUCAAUCAUACUUACCUUUUAUAUCAUAAAUUUAAAUGACUAAAUUAAAUUUAUAAGCCAAUUACAAAAUUUAUUAAACAUUGACAAUAUUUCCUGAAUUAAAUAUUACUAAUUUAUUUAUUUUUUUUUCAAGAAAUUAUCUACACAGUUAACAAUUAAACAUUCAAAAAUAAAUAUUUAUACUAUUCCAAUUUCAACUAGUAUUAAAUAAAUUUAAUUUUGUAUUUUUUUAGUGGAAGAAUCUGAUAUCAUUGAAUUAGAAAAAUGUUAUUGGUCAUUGAAAGGUGAAUCUUUAUCGGGAAAGUUGGAUUUAAAGACAUUGAUUCCUUUAAUAAGCCCUCCAAUGCCAUUAAAUGUUUGUUCUGGUUUGUUUGCUGCUUUUGAUGAGAACAUGGAUGGUCAUAUAGAUUUCAAAGAAAUGGCUUGUGGAAUAUCAGCUGCUUGUAGAGGACCUUUAACUGAGCGACAAAAAUGUAAUUCUUUCAUUAUUUUUUUUAUGUGGCAAUUUAUUUAUUAUCUAUUAAAUUUGUUUUAUUUUUUUUUUCUUUGAACAUUUUUUAAACAAAUUAUGUUUUUUUCAAUUCAAAUUUAGUUUGUUUCAAAGUCUUCGAUACUGAUCAGGAUGGUUAUUUAUCAAAGGAUGAAAUUUCUAAAAUGGUUGAUGUUAUGCUUUUUAUAUGUGAAGACAAUAUUGCUACCCAGAAUAAAGAAGCUACUGAUGAAUCAGGUAAUUAUUAGUCAAUUCAAUUUAUUCAAGUUAUUUUUAUUGUAAAUAUGUGUAUUUUUUAUGUAUUUAUUUUUUUUUUAGUUAAAGAAAUCAUUGUAUCUGAUUUGAUCAAACGAUCUACUGAUCGAGGCCUUCCAAUUGGAGAGUAUUUGAUGUGGACUGUUCAUAAUUCACUACCAAUGGACUUUUUAAACUUAAUUUUUCAAGUAAAUAAGUUUAUAUUAUAAUUAAUAUUUAAUUUAAAUCAUUCUUUUGAAAUGUAUUGGUUGUACAAAAAUCUCAUAAUUAUUUUAAUAUUAUAGGUUUGUCAUAUAGUAUUUGGUUUGCGGCCAAUAUCACAUGCAGAGGAGGGAGAAAUUGUAAAAGGCUGGUUAAAACGUGAAGACCGUAGAGGUUUAGCUGUUGGUCAGUUAUGGUAUUUAAUUUCAAUGGACUGGUGGAAAAAUUGGAAUGAUUUUGUUUCAAAUACUGCUAGGGUAAAAAUAGAAUUUCCUAUAUUAUGUGUUUGUUUCAAUAUAAAAAAUAUUGUUUACCAUUUAUUUUAGAAUGGAUGUGAAAUGUCUACCUAUGGUUCUUUCGAAAGUACUAACUCAUUCUCAAAAGCUUCUAAUUUAAAACUCACUUCAAAAAAAUCUCAGACAUCUCUUGAAAAUAGUGUCGCAUUUGAUAAUUCUUCUGUAUGUAUUUCCAUUUUUAAAUAAAGUGAAGACUUACUUUAACUAACUUUUUUCAUUAAAAUAUUAGGUGAUUGUUACUGGAAUAACUCCUUUAGAUCCUAGUACUGGAGGCCAUCGUAGAGUUGGUUCAUUUACUUCUUAUUCAUCUUUACAAGAAUCGUAAGUUAUUAAUUUGUAUUUAAUUUUCAAUAUUUUAAAACACUUUAAAUUUAAACAGUUUUUAACAUUAUUUGUUUUAUAAUUCAUUUCAGUCCAACACAAUCACCAAUCAUGAGUAGAAAAGUCAGUCUUAGCAAACCAGGUCCAAUUAACAAUUCAGGACUUAUAUCUGUGUCAACAACAAAAGUAACUUCAUUAACAGGUGAAGGAGGUCAACUUAAACGAAAUAUGCUAUUACAUGGUAGAGAUUUUCAGCUAGUUCCUAGCUCACUAUGGAAAGCGCUUAUACAAUGGUACAGAGGCUCACCUGCACUUCCUAGACAAGUAAUCAGUAACAUUAGAUAACAAAGAUAUUAAUUUGUGAUGACAUCAUUUUGUUGUUUAAAAUAAUUAAGUAUGAUUUAUAUAAUUAUCAUUUAGUAACUAUAUUUUGCCUAGGUUAUUCAAUCAAAUCAAGGAUCAUGUGAAGUUGAGUUAGAACUUUAUCCAUUAAAUCUUAGGUUAUUAAAACAUCAUAAUGGUACUUUGAAUAAUGGGACAGGGUCUAACUCUACUAUGACCAGAUCAACUACACCCAAUGCUGGAUCUUGGUCUGGAUUAGUUGGAGGAUAUGGUGCAGCAGCAUUAAGUACGAUAUUAAUUUAUAGAUAAAUUUAUAUUUAUAAUAUUAGUUAAAAUAAUAUUUAAUAUUAUUUACUAAAGGUUCUACUGGUUACAAUUAUGUAUCAAAUUUAGUAAAUUCUAUGCCACGUCGUUACCUUGCAUACACUGCAUCUUUUAGCAAAUUAUCAACAGUAAAGCAUGUGUAUGAUUUUUUAUGUGCUCGAUUGAAACUUAAACCAGAAGAUAUGAGACUUUGGCAUUUUCAUGAUGAGGUUUGAAUUUUGUUUAUAACUAUUUGGUUUAUAUUUAUGUAUUGUUUCUGUACACGUAGAAUAAUAUGGUAUUAAUUGAAGAUGAAGACCAAACAUUAGAAGAAUUAGGCGUAUGCGAUGAAGAUCAAAUAAUCAUUGAAAUAAGAAACAAAGAUUUAACAUGGCCUGAAGAAAUUGGUUCUCUCUCUGUAAAUUCUAGUGAUAAAUGCAAACAAUGUAAGUGCUAUAUAUAUUUAUUGCUUUAUAUUAGGUCUGCGAAAGUACUAAUCUUCAUUUUUAACAAUUUUUGGUAAUUAAUUUAAAAUUGUAAUACUUAAUUAUAUUAAUAGUAUUUCUAUAUUUUUAUUUUUUUUUCAUAUAAUAAAAAAUAGAAUGUGUAUUUCAUUAAAAAUUGUAUUUUUUAUUAUUGAGAAAGUUUUGUAUAGAAUGGUUCAGUCAAAUUUGAAUACCAAUGUAGUAAAUAAUAUUUUUAAUUUCAUAUUAUUUUUAUCUGGUUGGUCAGUAUCAAAAAAAAAAAAAAAAAUUAAAAAUCAAUUUAAAAAAUUCAAUUAAUUAUUAAUUAAUAAACUUGUGUAAUUUGUUUUUAAAAUUAUGAGAAUAAUAUAAAAAUGUAAAAUAUUAUUUUGCUUAAAAUAAUUUUUUAAUAAUUAUCACUAUUAAAAAUAAUGAAAUGAGUAAUUUUUUUAUUUUACUGUGAAGUUAUUCACCAAAGACAUAUUUAUCUUAAGUUAUUGGUUUGAUUAAUAAAAACUUGGUUUGUCUGUUGAAUUAUGAUUUCACAAUCACAUGUGUAACAUUCAAAUUUGAAUAGAUACCUAAAACUAUUCAAAGGUUUUGAUUUUUGAUUUUUUUUUUUUUUUUAUAGUGCCUGCUGAAAAAGGAGCUACAGGUUUAAAUAAUUUGGGGAAUACAUGUUUUAUGAAUGCUGCAUUACAAUGUGUUAGCAAUACUAGACUUCUUACACAAUAUUUCAUCAAUGAUAUGCAUCUCUAUGAACUCAAUCGGUAUGUAUUUUUUCCUUAAAUUUAAUAAGAACUUUACUAUUACAGUUAAUUUUUUAGGACCAAUCCUUUGGGAAUGAAGGGGUGCAUAGCUAAACGUUAUGGUGAUCUAAUUCAUGAAAUUUGGAGAGGAACUGCUAAAACUAUAGCACCACUUAAAUUAAGAGUAAAUUAUUUAUACUUUUAUUUGUUAAAGAGGUUUUAAUGUUUUUGAUUUAAGUGGACAAUAGGAAAGUAUGCACCAAGGUUUAAUGGUUUUCAACAACAUGAUUCUCAAGAACUACUUGCAUUUUUAUUAGAUGGUUUACAUGAAGAUCUGAAUAGAGUACAUGGCAAACCAUAUUCUGAGCUAACAGAUAGUGAAGGUAGACCUGACGUUACUGUUGCAGAAGAGGUUGGUUAAACUCAUUUUUUCAUUAUCUACAUAUAUUAUAAUAAUUUUUGUUAUAAUGUUAAUAUUAUUUAUUUAAUAGGCUUGGGAAAACCAUAUUGUUCGAAAUAAAUCAAUUGUUGUAGAUUUAUUUCACGGCCAAUUAAAAUCUAAAGUCACCUGUAAAGAAUGUGGUCACGAAUCUGUUAGAUUUGAUCCAUUUAACUAUUUGUCAUUACCUUUACCAAUGGAAUCAUAUGUGUUUCUUCAAGUAAUAGGUAAUAUUUUUUGUCUACCUUGAAUAUUUCGACUUAGAUUAAUUAGGAAAAAUUAAUGUAUUGGUUGUUUUUUCUUUUUCAUAGUAAUGUUAAUUAUUAAAAAGAGCUGAUACUGGGGAUGGGAGCGGCCACUGUUGUAGGUGAAAAUUUGGGAAGGUAGGAUACAUAAGGUUAUUUAAUUUAUAUUUGUAAGCAACGAUAAACCAUUGCUUGACGAAAAACGAUUCCGAGCGCAGAUCGAUAAUACAUAAUUUUUUUUGCGAUUUUCAUUUAAAUUUGAUUUAAAAAAAAAAGAAGAAAAACAUUUUGGAAAUUUUAGCACGUCUAGUAUAAGUAUUAUAACUGAUUUUCAAUUCUACAUGUAUUUAUAAACGAAUUACAGCAAAAGACCUGAAAAAAAUUUAAAUUCCUUAACAACUCAAAAGUUUUGGCGAUAAUACCGUAAGAAAGUAAAUCAAAGAGGCAACAAAAAAUGUCUUGUGAUUUUUUGAUUAAAUCAUUUUUUCUGGUAGAAAAUGUCGUCUGUGUUCUUAUAAAAUAAUGAAAUCAUGAAAUUGUACGUUUUCUCCGACUUAAGUGCUUUUGUUUAAAAAUUGCUUCAAAAAUCAAAAAAUGACUAAUUUUUAGUACAAUCUAGAAAACUUAAACUUUAAAAAAGUUGCUACACGUAAAAAUUAGAGCAAGUUUACUUAGAAAAACCGUGUCCAGGCUAGAACAAAGAAAAAAAAAAACCAGCAUUGUAAAACCAAUAACUCCCUUGCUAUGCUCGGAAUCUAAAAUAAAGAAAAUUAGAACAAAAAUUAUACUUUGGUGAUUAGUAAUUAUUAUAUUUAAACAGCAGCUUCUUAUAAUUAUGAUUCAAUAAUUGAAAAUGUAAUGUAUAAGAUUUGUUUUAAAAAAAAAAUUUUCUGAGAAUAUUCUAAUAAUUUAAAAUUUAUAUUUUUUGGUUAAUUUGUUUUAAUUUUAACAUAGAAAUAGCUAUUUUUAGAAAUAUUAAUUUAAUAAAUUAAAUUUUUUAUUAAAAUUAUAAUUAUAGACUUUAUAUUAAUUUUAUUAUUUAAACAUUAGUGAUUAAAUUGGAUGGCACUGUUCCUGUAAAAUAUGGCUUGAGAAUGAAUGCUGAUGACAAAUAUUCUGUUGUUAAAUCAAAACUUUCUUCGUUAAGUGGAAUCUCUGCCAACAACUUAAAACUAACAGAAAUAAUUGGUGCACAGAUUAAAGUUAGCUUUCUAACAAUGUAUUUAAAUUUAAUUGAUUUUUUAUAAAAUUUAAAUAUAAUAUUAAUCUGCAGAAUAUUAUUGUUGAUGAACAAAGAGUAAAACCUGGAAGUCUAUUAUAUGCAUAUGAGUUACCCCCUCCUACAUCAGUUGGACCUGGUUCUGAAGUAUCUGGUGAUGAAGAACGUCUAUCUAUUUCUUCAACUAAGUCUGGUACUCCUAGAGAAGCUGCACAAACAUUUACUACUAUACAACGAACUGUUAGACCAGGAAAUAUACCUGGUAAGUAUUUAAUUGACAGUCAUUUGCAUUUUUUUGUUAUUUAAACAUGCAUAGAUAAUGAAGUAAACAUUUUUUGAAAUUCUUAAAAACAUUAAUUUUAUAUUAUUUUUUAUUCUAGUGCAAUCAAAUGGUAAUCGUACAAAUAGUUUGAAUGAAGACAUAUCAACAAACGAUAACUCUGAUGUAAUUUUAUUUGUUAGAUUUAUUUUAUUAUACAAUUUGUAAUAUUUAUGUUUAUUCGCUUUUAGAAUAUUGGUGGUUCUCAAAUGGAUACUGAUAUAAAUUUAGAAGAACCCCUUCAAAUGCCAUUAGCAGAUAGUGGAAAUGGUAGUUCUAGUAGUUUUAGUUUAACUGAUAGUGGUGAUGCAAUCCAUCAGACUCCAAAUUAUGUUGUAGCAUUACACAGAAAAAUGGUAAUGAUAAUUGAUAUUUUAUUUUAAACUUGUUUAUUUAUAUAUACAAUAUAAUAGUGAACAUGUGCAUGAAUAACUAAUGUACUUAUUGCUUACUAUUCAAGUAAAUUUUUUUUAUUUUUUUUUUCAUAUUAAUAUUGUAUACAUUUUUAGAUUAGGCAAGAUGUGUAUUUCAUAUCCGCUCAUAAAAGUAAACCUAGUAUUUUUGGUUUACCAAUAAUAUUACCAUGUAAUGAAACUACUACUCAUCAAGAUCUUUAUCAAGCAGUGUGGCUACAAGUAGCUAGGUUGGUAUCGCCAUUGCCACCGUCAGAAUCAACUGUUCCCAAUCAUGCUAUGGACUGGUAAUCAAACAUACUUUUUUUUUCUUGCAUAAAAAUUGUAUUAUUAUAGAAAAUAAUAUUAAUAUACAUUUUAUUAAUUAUUUUAGCGAUGAUAGUCUAGGCUAUGAAUUUCCUUUUGUUUUAAAAGCUGUUAAUCGAGAAGGAACACUUUGUGCAUGGUGUCCGUGGUAUAGAUUUUGUCGAGGUUGUACAAUUUUAUGUUGUGAUACUGAUUUUAAUUUUGCUGCAAAUCAUAUUGCAAUAGACUGGGAUCCAACAGCUUUACAUUUACGAUAUCAAACAUCACAGGAGUCUGUAAGUUUUUUAAUUUAACUUUUAUUUUUACCUAGAAACUAUAAUAUAAACAAGUACAUAUUUAUAGGAACAUGAAUGUAUUGGUGAGUCCCAAUGUUCACACACAGAACCAAUAAGUCUUGAGUCAUGUCUUGCCGCAUUCACCAAAGAAGAACACCUUAGUGAAGCUGAAAAAUAUUAUUGUUCAUCAUGUCAAGACCACCAACUAGCAUCUAAAAAAUUACAAAUUUGGAGGUUGCCUCCAGUAUUAGUAUGUAAAAAUAUAUAUAGGUAGUAUCUAUGUUUUUAUUUGACAUUUAACUUUUUUUUUAGAUCGUCCAUCUUAAACGGUUUCAAUACCUCCAAGGAAAAUGGGUCAAAUCACAUAAAGUAGUAAAAUUCCCUUUUAAAAAUUUUGAUCCAACAGAUUAUUUAGCUUCAGUACCAAAACACACUGUUCUCAGAAACAGGGAAUUGCAAGAUACAAUUGAUAAUCUAAAGUAAAUAAACAAAGCUAUUUCAUAUUAUAUGAAUCUCUUAACAAAUAAUACAUUUUUUUAACAGAGAACAAUAUCCAACAUGCAAUAAAGAUGAUACAAUAAAAUCUAUCUUUACCACUGGUAAUUUUACAAAUAAUAAAUUACAUAAUAUAGUAAAUAAUAUUUACUAAAAUGUAAAGUAAUAUUAAACAAGUUAGUCUAAUGAUAUGAAUAAAUUAUUUUAUUUUGUUUAGAAAAUAAUCUAUUAAAUGUAAAUAGUCGUUUAAAAGAAUUAGAAGGCUCACAACGAAAAAGAUUAGAAUCUACAUCUCUUUUACGAACACCAAUAGAUGAUACAGCUUUGCAAGAUUUUCAUCAACAUAAGUUGGUUGGUGAAUUCAACCCAUUAGAUUUAAAAUAUAAUUUAUAUGCUAUUGUAGUAAGUAAUUUAAAAUAUUAUUGUUCGGUUUUACUAUAUUAAUAUUAUCUGAUUAAAUAAUUUAAUUGGUUUUUUUUGAAUGUUUCUAAAGUGUCAUUCUGGAAUUCUUGGAGGCGGUCAUUAUGUAUCAUAUGCUUGUAAUCCAAACGGAAAAUGGUACUGUUAUAAUGACAGUAGUUGUAAGGUAAAAAAUUGCUCAGUAUGAUUUUUAAAGUGUAAAAUAUUUUUAUUUUGUUUUUAUUUUAGGAAGUUACUGGGGAAAUAGAUACUAGUGGAGCAUACAUGUUGUUUUAUGAACGUGAAGGUCUCUGUCAUAACCAGUAUAUGCCUAAUGUGUCCGGACGUAUACCUGUUGAUGUUAAGGAUCUUGAUCAAGAUUUUGAUUCAGACUUGAAAAAAGUUUGUACUAUGAUGUGAUCUUUGAGCUUAUAUUAUAUUUUUUAAUUUAAUGAAAGAGGUUGAUUGGUAUAUUUUUAAACAAGUUUCUUUGUUACUUUUAUUAUUGUUUAAAUUUUAUAUAUAUAUAAAUUGGAGAUGCCAUAACAAUUUAGUAAUAUUGCAGUGAUUGUAUUAACUGCGUAACUGCGAUAAGGUUACUUAUGCCAUUAAAAAAAAAAAAAAAGUUACCAAUCAUAAUCACAGUCUGCACAUUUUUGUUUUUAAUUUAUAUGUUGCUAAUAAUGCAUUCCAUUUUAUAAUAUCUACUGCAAAAGUAGUUUUACUAUACUUAAAAAAAAAAAUAAAUAUUAAUAAAUAAGAUCAAAAUUGUAGGAACAAUUUAUAUAACGUAAUUAUUAUUUUUUAUUGUAUUAUUGUUUUAUUGCUUGUAACUUUGUUUAUUUACAUUGGUUUCUAGUCUAUUAGUGCUCCCAUCAAAAUGUUAUAUAAAAUAUUAUAUAAUAUUAUUUAUUAUUUAUAAAAUUAUUAUUAUUUUGUUAUAUUAUUUAAUAUUUAUGUUAUGUUUCUGAAAUAAUUAAAUUCUUUAUUUUUAUUUGUUUAGAUUAAAUAUUUUGUCGUUAUGAAUUACAGGUUUUUUAUUAAUGUAAAUCCUUGCAACUUUUUUAUUUUUAGGUGUUUUUAAUUGUAUUUCAUCUGUAUUAACUCAUGUAUCACAUCAAUUCUAAAAUAUAUGUAUUCAAAUAUUAUUAUUAUCUAUGAUAAAAAGAUAUUCAAUUAAUGAAAAUAUUCUUGAUUUUCAUUGGUAAGGUAUAUUAUAUAUUAUCAUUAGUCAUUAUUUUGUAUUUAAAAACAGUUGGUACAAACAAAAAUAUAUAUU
Molecule: messenger RNA, 26713 nt
Organism: Cinara cedri
Lineage: Eukaryota; Metazoa; Arthropoda; Insecta; Hemiptera; Aphididae
Source: the annotation of a GenBank genome assembly